CACAAACACUUCUAGCUCCUCUUCUUCUCCCCCCCCCCCCCCCCCCCUUCUCACCACAACCUGCUAGCAAGCUCAGAGCUAGCAGCAGCCAUGGCGGGCAGCACCAAGCUGCGGCCAUUCCUCCUGACGCUGCUCCUCCUCCUCUCCACCACCGUGGCUUCCAUCCUCGCGGAGUACGACCCGGAAUGCGACUGCGACAAGCCCAAGCACCCCAAGCCCUCGCACCCUUCUCCCUCUCCCGGCCACCCCAAGGGCCCCAAGAACCCUACCCCUCGCCCCCCCAAGGGCCCCACCUACCCGUCUCCGGUCACCCGCCCGCCGCCGCUCGUCGCCCCUCCCAAGGUCCCCGUCACCCACCCGCCGAAGGGCCCCGUCACCCGUCCGCCGCCGGUCACCUACCCCACACCUCCGGUCACCACCCCCCCGGUCGUCGUCGGCCCGCCGGUCACCUACCCCACACCUCCGGUCACCACCCCUCCGGUCGUCGUCGGCCCUCCGGUCACCUACCCGACGCCGCCGGUGACAUACCCGACGCCGCCGGUGACGUACCCGACGCCGCCGACGACGACGCCGUGCCCGCCGCCGCCGCCGGCGACGCAGAGGUGCCCGGUGGACUCGCUGAAGAUCGGGGCGUGCGUGGACCUGCUGGGGGGGCUGGUGCACGUGGGGAUCGGCGACCCGGUGGUGAACAAGUGCUGCCCGCUGCUGGAGGGGCUCGUGGAGCUGGAGGCCGCCGUGUGCCUCUGCACCACCAUCAGGCUCAAGCUCCUCAACAUCAACAUCUACCUGCCCCUCGCGCUCCAGCUCCUCCUCACCUGCGGCAAGAACCCUCCCCCCGGCUACACCUGCUCCAUCUAGUUCAGCCGCCAUUCCCCUGCCUCGCCAUGGAUGGCGCCCAAGCUCAAGCUCUUGUUUGUUGGCUACUCGAUCUCGGCUUAUUGAUGUGUUAAUGAUGAGUACGAGGUGUAUUAAUUUAUUGUUGGUUUUAAUUUGUUAGUGUGUGGAAACAUGAGAGGAUGUCGUCUGCUAGCUAGCUAGAGGAACGGAUCAAUCUGCUAACGAUAGAUUGAUGUUCGUAUUGCUGUGUUUUUUUUUUAAUUUGUUUCAAUGUUUCAGCUUAAUUGCAUGCUUCCUCUUCUUGAUUGUGUGGUGUGAUCAAUAAGACAGCAACUGUUCAGAAAUUGUUUCCGUCAAGAUCGUAUCCUAUCAAGAAAUUAAUUAAUAAUGCCUGCAGCCUGACUUAAGCGUGUAA
This is a messenger RNA of Oryza sativa Japonica Group (Japanese rice), 1252 nucleotides long. RefSeq names its product 36.4 kDa proline-rich protein. Lineage: Eukaryota; Viridiplantae; Streptophyta; Magnoliopsida; Poales; Poaceae. The record is from RefSeq and is a predicted model, not a curated record.